CCAAACCGAAAAAAGCCCAGUCCCAUUCAUAGCCUGCUGCUCUCGCUGAACUCAAACCCAAACCCAAACCCUAAUUAAUAACAGAGCACACAACACUUGUCUUCCUCUUUCGAAGAAGCUCCGUCUCUCUUGUUCAGCCGAAGAAGAACAACUCAGCGGUGCCCUGAGAUCCUCGAUCGUUUCGAGGGUCGCAACCGAAAAACCCUAACAACAUGAGGCCAAUUCUGAUGAAAGGGCACGAGAGGCCCCUCACCUUUCUCAAGUACAACAGAGAUGGGGACCUUCUCUUCUCCUGCGCCAAGGACCACACCCCCACCGUCUGGUUCGCCGACAAUGGCGAGCGUCUCGGAACCUAUCGCGGUCACAACGGCGCCGUUUGGUCUUGCGACGUCUCGAGGGAUUCGAUGUUGUUGAUUACUGGAAGUGCGGAUCAGUCGGCGAAGCUAUGGAAUGUCCAGACUGGUCAGCAAUUAUUCACCUUUAACUUCGAUUCUCCGGCGAGGUCUGUCGAUUUCUCCGUAGGUGACAAGCUUGCUGUUAUCACCACUGACCCUUUUAUGGGUCACACUUCUGCAAUUCAAGUCAAGACUAUUGCUCAGGACCCAGAAGAUCAGAUUGGUGAUUCGGAUUUGGUCAUUAAGGGUCCUCAGGGAAGAAUAAAUAGAGCUGUUUGGGGACCUCUUAACCACACCAUUAUUAGUGCUGGUGAAGAUACCGUCGUUCGUGUCUGGGAUUCUGAGACUGGAAAGCUGCUUAUCGAGUCGGAGAAGGAAGUUGGCCACAAAAAACCAAUUACUUCGCUUUCAAAAUCAGCAGACGGUUCGCACUUUAUUACCGGUUCCCUUGAUAAAUCUGCCAAGCUUUGGGAUACAAGGACCUUGACUCUUAUCAAGACCUAUGUUACGGAGCGCCCUGUUAAUGCAGUUACUAUGUCUCCAUUGCUUGAUCAUGUGGUGCUUGGAGGUGGUCAGGAUGCAUCAGCUGUUACUACAACUGAUCAUCGUGCUGGGAAGUUUGAGGCUAAAUUUUUUGACAAGAUUCUUCAAGAAGAGAUUGGAGGAGUGAAAGGGCAUUUUGGACCAAUAAAUGCUCUGGCUUUCAACCCUGAUGGUAAAAGUUUCUCGAGUGGAGGUGAAGAUGGUUAUGUACGUAUACAUCAUUUUGAUCCGGAUUACUUCAACAUCAAGAUUUAGGUUUGGAGCUUUCUUCUUCCCCAACCCAGCUACCGUCUUUUCCGAUAGUUAGUUCUGCAUUGUGAUUGUUGUGGUAAAAACUCAGCCUCUGAUUUUUACUUAAUGGAAGUAAAACAAUUUUGUAGAAAUAUUUAUGGAGAUAAUCAUUCUUUUUCUUUUUUUA
This is a messenger RNA of Humulus lupulus (European hop), 1356 nucleotides long. RefSeq names its product eukaryotic translation initiation factor 3 subunit I-like. Lineage: Eukaryota; Viridiplantae; Streptophyta; Magnoliopsida; Rosales; Cannabaceae. Gene Ontology annotation, molecular function: translation initiation factor activity; protein binding; RNA binding. Gene Ontology annotation, cellular component: cytoplasm; eukaryotic translation initiation factor 3 complex, eIF3m. The record is from RefSeq and is a predicted model, not a curated record. The coding region runs from base 213 to 1193 and encodes 326 amino acids. The transcript has 8 exons. Gene Ontology annotation, biological process: cytoplasmic translational initiation.